CAGCCUACCUUGUGAAGUGUGUGUUGCGAGUUGCGAGGACGCGGUUGAGGUGUGUGGGUACCGUUUCGAGGAAUUUUCAAAUCAUCUCCAGAAAAACCAUCACCCAACUACCGAACCAAGUGUGCGAACACCAUGUAAGAGUCCACAGUGCGUAAAAGUGAUCAGUGUGUGCCUUAAAAGUGGCUUUAAAGUGAUUAAAUAAAUGUUUGCGUUUGUGCGUGUUGUUUUGGCCAAGUCUGUCGGAUAACCUACGACAACAGACGUAGAUGCAUGGUAACGCCAACGACCGCAGGGCCCUCGAAAGAGAGGCUCUGCGAAAUGUUAUCAAUCAAUGGAACGCCAAUCGACUGGAUCUCUUCGAGUUAUCCGAACCGAAUGAGGACUUGGAGUUCCACGGCGUUAUGCGAUUUUAUUUCCAAGACUCGGGCCAAAAAGUCGCUACAAAGUGCAUCCGAGUGGCGUCGGACGCCACUGUGGAGGACGUAAUCGGAACCUUGGUUGAAAAAUUCCGCCCUGACAUGCGGAUGUUAUCAGUGCCUUCUUACGCUCUCUAUGAACUCCACGAGGGAUGCCCCGAAAGACGGAUGCUCCCCGACGAAAAACCGCUCCUUGUGCAACUCAAUUGGCACGUGGACGACCGCGAGGGCCGAUUCCUCCUCAAAAAUAUCGACGACAAAACGACCAACUCGGUUGGGUCUCUUGACUCGAAUGCGAGUUUUCGACGAAAAUUAUCGAAACGAGAGAAGAAGCAAUUGAAGAAACAGGAAAAACUCUCGAGAAUGAAAAGCGAAAAUGGUGAUAUUAACGACAAGGACGGCGUGGCGGAAAAAUUAUACACGGAAUUGCCCGAAACGUCGUUCACGAGAUCGAUUUCGAAUCCAGAGGCGGUGAUGAGGCGACGGAGGCAGCAGAAAUUGGAAAAAAAGUUGCAGCAGUUUAGGUCCAAAGACGGGGGGCCCGACACGGGAGGCACUCUGAAAAUCUACGGCGAGGCUUUGUGUAAAGACGUGCCUUACAAAACCCUCCUCCUCUCAGUGCGAGACUGCGCUGGGGCUGUCGUCCGCGAAAUGUUGGAAAAAUACGGUCUCAACAAAACCGACCCCUCGCAAUGGUGUCUCGUCCAGGUGACCCAACAGCCAGGCACCCCCGACACCGAAUACGUCCUCGACGACGACGAGUGCCCCUUAUCAAUCCUGAUGAACUCUCCAAACACCGGCUCCAUCAUGUUUCACGUUAGGAGACGACCGGCAGAUUGUGCUCCGCGAAAAAGGAAGAAAAAGCCAGGAGCGUUAGGGACCAACACGACAAAUCCUCGGGAUGUGAGAGAUGCGGUGCCACUUUUAGUCGAAUUGGGACCAGAUGGAUCCGCCCCGCACCCCGGGGACACCGCAAGGACGAUCAGACUCACGAACGAUGUCAUGGAAGUUGGCUCUGCGAACGGCAUCGCCCUCCAGCUCUACGGCCCCCACAUCCAGCCGCGUCACUGCGUCAUCACCAACGCCGACGGGGUGACAUCUCUGACACCUUGCCAUGCCGACGCCCAUACCUACGUUAAUGGCCAACGCAUCCACCAAACGACCAUUUUGAACCAUGGAAGUCUCGUCAAAUUCGGCAACAGCAACACCUACCGAUUUUUAGACCCGGUGCACGAGGACAGAAUGAGGCAUCCCGCCGUUAUGGACAAUGCCAGGAUAUACGACAGCCGGUCUCCGCGAGCCCUAAGUCCCACUGAGCCCUCGAGGGAAAACAUUGAGACGACAUUUGAUCUGGAGGGAAACGUUGAGACGAUUUCCACGGCUAGUGGAGCCAGAGAGGAUAAUAGGUCGUUAGGAUCAGCGUCCGAAAAUAGAUUGAGUGGUAUGGAUCGGUACCCCCGCGGGCAGGACCCCAUCCUCCCCGCGGUGUUGGAAUUCCCCGAAGACCCCCAAGAGCAGUUCCUCGCUCGCGUGAUAACGCAUCUAGACGUGACAACACCAACAUUUCGCCUAGCCCCCGCUUACACUCUAUACCUCUGUGCCCGAUAUCGUGCAUCGACUCACUACCGACCCGAACUAACACCAACAGAACGUGCCCACAAACUCACCGUUUUGCUCCAACACGCCGCCAUGUUGAUCCGACACACGGUACAAGACCGCAGCACCGAAAGCAUCUCUCAAGCCUUCUGGUUGGCCAACGCUAGUGAACUGUUGCAUUUCCUCAAAUCGGAUCGCCACGUCAGUGCUUUCUCAAUCCAAGCACAAGACACCCUCGCCGAUGGGGUGCAACUAGCUUUCAAGAAUCUAGUCGCUUGUCUCACCGACGAAUUAAACACGGCGAUGGCACAUUUAAUGUCAGUCUCGGGGGAUGACCACCCCCGUGAGGUCAUUAAUAUUCUCAGUGGUGCUAUGAAUCUCUUAAGGAAAUGUCGGGUCAAUGCUGCCUUGACCAUCCAAUUGUUUUCGCAAUUGUUUCACUGGAUUUCGGCGAAAGCUCUCGCGAACAUCAUCAGUAAUAGUAAUUUGUGCACGAGAAGCUUCGGGAAUAAGUUGUUUAAUCGAUUGAGGAAUUUACAAGCUUGGGCGGAAUCCCAGGGCUUGGAAUUGGCGGCUGAAUGCCACCUUGCGAAGAUUGUGCAAUGUGCACAUUUGAUGCAAGCCCCCAAAUACACACCAGAGGAUUUGGCCAACUUGUCUUCGGCUUGUUUCAAGUUGAAUUCGAUGCAGUUGGGGGCGUUAUUAAGACAGUAUAAGGCCGAACCUGGGGAGAAAUUGGCACCACCUCCGUUGCUGGAACAGGCGGCUAAAGCGGCCGAAAGCGUCGCCGAUGAGUUGGCACGUGCUGAAGGUCGUGAAGUCACACUUUACGAAGAUCCAGCGCCACCUCUCCAACUCUUGCUUCCUGACGAUGGUUUCAGUUGCGAUGUUGUCCAAGGGGUACCACCAGGUCUUGCCGACUUUCUCCAUCCGUUGCAAGCGUCGGGUUUGUGUCGUUUGGCCGCACAACCGACGAGUUCGGGGCAUUGGACGGUGUACAUGUCGGCACCGCGACCUCCUAGUGCUCUGAGUACGACUCAACCGGAGGUACAAGUCAUUCGUUUGCAUAAAGCGGGCGGAGGCAUGGGUUUGUCGAUCGUUGCGGCGAAAGGGGCCGGUCAGGAGCGACUAGGAAUUUACAUAAAAUCGGUGGUUCCCGGAGGGGCUGCUGAUAGAGACGGGCGUUUGGCUGCCGGUGAUCAACUACUAUCUGUUGAUGGACAAUCCCUUCUGGGAAUCACACAAGAAAAAGCCGCAGAGUUUCUAGUAAGGACCGGGAGUGUUGUUACACUGGAGGUGGCCAAAGGGGGCGCUGUGUAUCACGGAUUGGCCACGUUGCUUCAACAGCCGAGUCCCACGCCUCAUCGAGCUGGGGAUUUCUGCGCUGAAUCCUACUACAGCUCGCAAGAGUCCCUCUACAGCCUAAACAGUUGCUUGGUGUUCACCCCCCCUGCCACGAAACCAAAAAACAACGUAUUUUUUAGCUCCGAUGAUACUCUUUACAAGAAAGAAACGCGCAAAUUCACCAUUCCUCGAAUCGAAGUCGAGAGUGAUGAACCGGUUUUUAAUCUCCAAGUGACUGAUUUUUCCGAACCAUCCCCUAAAAACAUAAUUCUGGGAUACGACGAAACGGGUACCAACUUUGAAACGAAAAAAGUCGAAGAAUUCACAUCAAUCAAUAACAAAUCGUGGAAAGACAAAGCGAAUAAUUUCGUGCAACAGAAAAGCUACUCGAUUGACAUUCCUGAAAAUCAAAUCGAUAUUGAGCAAGUUGGCGACACUGAUAAGUUUCUAAGUAUAAGUAAAAAGGCGCGCCAAUUGAAAUUGUGCUCAUCGUCGUUGCAGGAUUUGUCGAGUUCGACGUCGAGUAUUAACAGUGGGGUGCACGAGUCGAAUCUGGAUUUGAGUCAUAUUAUUGAUCCAGACACGCCUAUUAAGCACAAAAAUUGGAAAUCGCCAGACGAGGUCCGGUUUGGACAAGUUGAAAACCAGAGAUAUGAGAGCAAAGCGACGAGUUUUCCCGAUUUGUCUGAGAGUAAAUCCUGGGGGAAUAAAAGCAAAAGUGUCAGUGAGGAGAGAUUAAAUGAGAAAUUGACAGAGUAUGAGAGACUGGAGCUGUUGAAAUUGUUGCACGAUUGGAGCUUGAAUGGAUCGUAUUCAAAAAGCGAUUUUAAUAUACGCUUAACGAAAUCGUCUGAACACCUCGAAAAGGAGAAUCUUGAAACGUCCGAAAAAAGUUUGAGACGAAGCAGUGUUAAAUUUAGUUCAGAACCGAAUUUAUCCCCAAAACUUGACAUAAUUGUUAAGUAUAGUUCAGAGAAUAGUGUCGAUUUGAUGCACAAAUGUGAAUUUCGCAAUUGCAUUUUUAACGAGGACUUUGGUAAAGUUAGUAAACCGAAGAGUAUUUUGAAGAAUAGUAGAGAACGUCUACAGGAAACCGAGUGUCUUAAUAAUCUAGCAAACCAAAAAACACCAAAACUGGGCCCAAAUUCUCGCCGCUACAGUGAAAUAAUCGAACCAAAAUCGUUCAAUAGUCAAUUAGUUCGUUGCGAUAGUCUGGAACGCUUAACUCACUUAAAUAAGAAAUCUAGGGGUAAUAAGAAGUUCCCCGAUUCGUAUAUAGUCACACGACGCAAUAAAAACUCGCCAAAAAAGUCCCCGAAAAUCAUCGUGUUGAAGCAAAAGUACUUGCCAAAGACGUGGAAAAGCUGCAGCGAUAUAAAACACCGAAAAACGGUGCGAAAAUGCUGCCGUUAUGCGAAAAAAAAUUGCCCGAUUUUGCGAAACUCAUCGGAAACGUCGCGGAAAAGCCAGAGUUGCGUGGACAUCGAACGGGAUUUUGCUGCUAGGUUAGCUGGGGAUUUCCAAGUUGGCGCUUUUGAUUGUCCUCGACGCAUGUCUGAACGCGAUCUGCCAUCGAGGGUGGACUCAGAACGCACGAUUCCCUCUUCGAAAUCCGUUCCGGCUCUUCAUCACAUUUCACCAAAUUCGGAGCAACCUCGGAAUUCUCACGACGUCUUCAAUCCGGGUUAUAGUCGGACCUCCUCCAAUAAUAGCAUUAAUACGAAUAGUGCACCGCCGACGAAUGGACCUGUCAAUAAUCAAGCGGGUUUGCGCAGCAGGUCCACGCAUAAUCUGCAUCAGCAGGAUGGGGGAUUCUACCAAAAUCUCAGCGUUUAUAGGAACAAAAUCCCCAGUCCCCAGCAAUUAGGAGACAGGACUUCCGCCCUUCGAAGUUCUCAAAAUUCUCUCCAGUCUUCGGUGGUGAAUUCCCAGCGUCCUGCAUCGGCCUACUACCCCCCGGCGAUGUCAGUGACCGCCUCCCGUUCCAAUCUCCACCAAUCGAUUCCGAAUUUGAAGAGUCCCCCAUCGACCCAUCGAAUCCAUAACGAGGAAACCAGGUCCGGCUCUUACCCAAGUGUCAACAACCAACACCAUCCCCAAAACUACUCGGGUCCAAACCACCCCUAUUACUACCAGCGAUCAGAUGACCCGAACCGACCUUACAACACCCCACCAAACGUGCAACACGUCCACUCCAACGGCCAGAGACAGGAUUACAACAACGUCGGCGGCGGUUUAUUGCGUGAAGAUAUGGUGCGACAGUCGCAAAAUGCCCGCCAUGAGGAAAUAAUGAGAUAUUUGAGUACGAAUAAUGCGCGAAUCAACGAACAAAAUCGAGUGGAGGAAAUGCGAGUGUCGAAAAGUGACGACAUGUUGAAACAUCCGGUGAAUCACCAAGCCAAUGACAUGAUGAGGUAUGCCAGUAGUGGCAACAUAAGAGCCCAUGAGAGUAGCAAAGUCGAAAUUCCCCUAUAUCGUAUGAAAGAUGAAGAGGAAUUGGACAUGCGCAUGGCGAAUAAUGUCAGAUCGCAGAAAUUUGUCGGUAAUGCAAAACAACAAAGGGCGCUGCAAUACCAGCACCCCAAUAACCAAUACUACAACAUGGUUCAAAACACCCAAAGUAUGCAAAAUCUCAACUUGAAUCAAUAUCCGUAUUAUUACCCUACUUCCCCUACUUACAAAUCGCCUCCAGUGGCCCCAAAACCCAAAAAACCGGAUGAACCCCCAGAAUUACCCCCAACAAGCACCCAUCCUUUGUAUUCAGCUAGCAGUCAAGACCCACCAAAAAUGGCCUUUUAUCCCACCUCAACCAUCCCAUCGACUAAGCCCCCACGUGAUCCAUGGGCAAGAGAGGAGCAGGAAAGACAAGCUGAAGCGAGAAGAGAAGCUUCGAGACAGUGGCAGGAGCAACAAAUUCGGGAGUUGAUGGCGUUGCCCCAAAGAACCCCCCAACAAGAGGAACAGUUGAGGGUGUUGCAACUCGAGAGGGAGUUCCAAAGGAGGGCUAUGGAGGCUGCUGAGCAAGAUGAUGACGACACUGAGAAGGAGAGUCCCAUGUCCCCACCGGCGAAACAGGAACCCCCAGCUUCGAUCCUGAAACCGGGGGCUGUGACCACUCAAGCUCAGCCGCCGCCGGAACCAGUUGCGCCGCCCCCGCCUGAAAGGGGCUCAAGUUUUGCGGUAAUGUCAAUGCGAGCGAAAGAAAACACGAAAAGGGUGUCUUUCGACACAACUACAACGCCGCAGCCCCCACCUAGCACGUUGCAAUUGGAGGCGGAGAGUGUCAGGGAGGACCCAAAUAGUUUCAUUCGGCAAGCUGAGUCGAUGUUGGCGUCUCCGACAACCCCCACGGAUGCCUCUCCCGGCAUGGCGGUGGCCACUCCGGGUGUCAUUGGGGCCCAGGAAGUGUACAGAGAUCCAAGAGCGCGACGUUUGGCCGAACAAGCGCAGCAGAAAAAUCAAACUAUGCCUCCUGUUCCCGAAAAAUUGUCAUUUAAAGAAAAGAUGAAAAUGUUUGCGAUGGAAACGGGAGAACAGGAAACACCGAAAGACAAAAGUAAGAUAAGUAGGGCACAGCGAGAAAUUGAUAAUUUGGGAUCACCAAGUUCGGGACUUGUUCACUAAUAUUUGUUACUUGUUGAAUGUGUGAUAGAGACAAAAAGAACCAAAACGACCAAAUAUACAAGAUUGUUAGUGGAAAUUUAUAUUACAAUGUUGUCAGUCCUGCUAAUUUAUCUUGCAUAUCUAACUGUACCGUCCAACCUGCAGCUAAUUAUGCGUGUACAACGACUAAUUGUAUUGAUUUUAAACGUAGUGGCUUAUGACGUGAUUCAAUUACAUGAAAUGAGAUGGUUUUUGUUUGAUAGAGAACUUUAUUCAAAUAUAUAUUGUAUAAUAUUUUAGAGAUCCUAUUUUCGUCAUUUUAUAUAUAAAUUAUUUUCCUAGAGUUUAGAUAACCAUGAUAUUGUUAAAGCAAUACUUGCACAUAAGGACCAAUGUUAUACAUACACACACACUUCAUUUUCUCUACAUUCCUUUUUCUUUACACUUGCAGCUUUCGGUUGUUACAAGCAAUAUCUAUGUUCAUUUACAUCCAAAUUUUAUGACGUAGUGUAUAUAAAAUAUGUAAAUUGACAUCAAAAGUAGAAGUGGAAUUCAUUAGAUUCUCUAUUAGAUUAAUAUAGACAAAAUUAUUGUUUUAUUUCUUUAUUUUAUGUACUAUGAAUAAACAAUAUACAUAUUAAAUAUU
Tribolium madens (black flour beetle) is the source of this 7605-nucleotide messenger RNA. Its product is annotated as afadin. Gene Ontology annotation, molecular function: cell adhesion molecule binding. Gene Ontology annotation, biological process: regulation of protein localization; signal transduction. The transcript is spliced from 15 exons. Lineage: Eukaryota; Metazoa; Arthropoda; Insecta; Coleoptera; Tenebrionidae. The record is from RefSeq and is a predicted model, not a curated record. Gene Ontology annotation, cellular component: adherens junction. The coding region runs from base 267 to 6980 and encodes 2237 amino acids.